AUGUCGGGGCGAGGCUCUCUCCCGGAGGGCUCGCUCUUUCUUGGAUUGGACAGCUCCACUCAAUCGCUGAAAGCUACGGUGCUCAACAAUGAGUUAACGAUUGUAGCUUCUGAAAUCGUUAAUUUUGACUCUGAAUUGCCACACUACAAAACUGAAGGUGGGGUGUACCGAGACCCCGCAGAUGAUGGCCACAUUUUUUCACCAACCAUUAUGUGGGUGGAAGCUCUGGAGCUGCUGCUUGAGAAGCUAAAACCAAAGAUCAACUUCGGUAGAGUAGUGGCUGCCUCAGGGAGUGGGCAGCAACAUGGCAGUGUUUAUUGGAAGAAGGGCAGCCAUGCUGUGUUGUCCUCCUUGGAUGCUAGUAAGAGCUUGUUAUCGCAGCUCAAGGAUGCAUUUUCUACAAUGAACUCACCGAUAUGGAUGGAUAGUAGCACAACCAAGCAAUGCAGAGAAAUAGAAAAUGCAGUUGGAGGUGCACUGGAGUUAGCAAAACUGACAGGAUCUCGUGCCUAUGAAAGAUUCACUGGCCCCCAGAUAAGGAAGAUCUAUCAGACAGAGCCUGAUGUUUAUGAAGAUACCGAGAGAAUAUCUUUGGUGAGCUCAUUCAUGGCAUCUAUCCUUGUUGGAAGCUAUGCAAGUAUUGAUGAAACUGAUGGUGCGGGGAUGAACUUGAUGGAUAUAAACCAGAGGACCUGGUCAAAGUCUGUUUUAAAGGCAACUGCUCCUGGACUUGAAGCAAAGCUUGGAAAUCUAGCACCAGCGUAUUCAGCUGCUGGCCGAAUCGCUCCUUAUUUUGUAGAAAGGUUUCAGUUUGAUAAGAACUGUUUGGUCAUUCAGUGGUCUGGAGACAAUCCUAAUAGCCUUGCAGGUUUAACUCUGAAUACUCCUGGCGAUCUUGCCAUUAGCCUUGGUACUAGCGAUACAGUAUUCGGGAUAACUGCAGAAGCUAAACCAAGCCUUGAAGGGCAUGUUUUCCCCAACCCUGUUGAACCUGAUGGUUAUAUGGUGAUGCUAUGCUACAAAAAUGGCUCUUUGACCAGAGAAGAUGUGCGAAAUCGGUAUGCUGACAAAUCAUGGGAUGUUUUUAACAAUUAUCUGGAGAAAACACCCCCUCUAAAUGGUGGAAAGUUGGGAUUCUACUACAAAGACCAUGAAAUCCUUCCACCAGUUCCAGUGGGUUUCCAUCGGUACGCUGUCGAAAAUCUCAAUGACGUCUCAUCAGACACUCUGUUGGAGCGUGAAGUGGAAGAAUUUGACCCACCCUCCGAGGUUCGUGCCAUCAUUGAGGGUCAAAUGCUGUCGAUGCGAGGCCAUGCCGAGAGGUUUGGCAUGCCGAACCCUCCCAAGCGGAUCAUAGCAACCGGAGGGGCAUCCUCUAACGAAAGCAUCCUCAAGUCAAUCGCGCAGAUCUUCGGCUGCCCUGUCUUCACAGUCCAGAGACCUGAUUCGGCUUCGCUGGGCGCGGCGCUGAGAGCUGCCCACGGAUGGCUGUGCAACGCCCAAGGCAGCUUUCUCCCCAUCUCGUGCUUGUACCAGGGCAACCUGGAGAAGACCUCCCUUGGCUCGAAGCUGGCGGUCCCAGCUGGCGACAAGGAGGAGGACCGGGAGCUCCACCAGAAGUACACCCUCCUGAUGAGGAAGAGGGUGGAGAUCGAGAGACGCCUGGUGGAGAAUAUCGGGCGAUCGUAG
This is a messenger RNA of Miscanthus lutarioriparius, 1689 nucleotides long. NCBI's taxonomy places the organism in Eukaryota, Viridiplantae, Streptophyta, Magnoliopsida, Poales, Poaceae. The record is from the annotation of a GenBank genome assembly.